Molecule: messenger RNA, 954 nt
Organism: Ceratitis capitata (Mediterranean fruit fly)
Lineage: Eukaryota; Metazoa; Arthropoda; Insecta; Diptera; Tephritidae
Exons: 2
Coding region: 259-921 (220 amino acids)
Source: RefSeq, a predicted model, not a curated record
UUCAAAUCACCCUCCGUGUGAUUUUGCAGAACGCUUUCCAGAAGUAAUUUCAUUUCAAUUGAUCGAAUACUACUUAUUAAGCACUUUUUCACAAACACACUCACAGUCGAAUCGUUGCAUCUACACUUGCAAUGAGUUCACACCCGCUAUUAUUUGCCUUUGCUGUAGCGCACAGUGGCAACGCCAGCAACAUAUGUUUUAACAACUUUUAUUUUGUUUACAUUUUUCAUUCACAUAAACACUAGAAAAACUAAAAUAAUGAGCUGCUGCGAAGAAAAAUUCCGUUGGACUCCUAAGUUAACAUUUGACUUGAUUGAAGCGAUUAGACAGCGGACGUGUCUUUGGAGCAAAGAUGACAGCGAUUACUUGAACAAUGAUACCAAAAGAGCCGCUCAAGCGGAUAUCUCGAUAUUAAUGAAUGUUCCUGAAAAUGCUGUACGACAUAAAAUACGCAUUUUACGUACAAUAUUUUUUCAUGUACACAAAAAACAUAAGCGAUCUAAAACGAUACCAAAGUGGAGAUAUUAUAAGCGACUGUUAUUUCUGGUGGACCCAUCAUAUGCCGCAUUACCACCUUCACCGUUACUCGUACCUAUAGUGGAAAAUAUUGAUACGCAGGAAAUGUCAAAAAAGACGGAAAGGGCAGACAUUUCGGAAGAAGACUUGGUAGAACCUGAAAUAAUAUCGACAGACACUGAAUUAAAUUCUUCCGAAGAUUUGUGUGAAGUAAGCAAUAUACAGAAGCUAGAAGAGAGUAAUGUCAUUGCAGCUAAUGAAAAGUUUGGUCGUUAUGUUGUUGAAAGUAUUAAUAAUUUGGAAGAUUUUAGACUUAUGAAACGCACGAAAGCUAGAAUAAAACUUCUAAUAUCGGAAGUGUUGGCAGAGCGUGCGAUGACUCAGUUAGCUGAAUGUGGAUUUUAAUCUUUUUGUUUAUAUUUUUUUUAUAUUUUAUUA